AUGGCGGGCGCCCCUGGCUUCCUGCUGCCGAGCGGAAAAGCAGACCGCCUGCAGAAGGAGCUCGAGGAGGCCCAGCAGUCCCGCAACUGCCUCCCCUCCGCCGCCAGCAGCGACGAUGGCGAUUUGCGGAGGGACGUGGCCGCGGGCGUCCGAGCCGCAGCCUCGUCGUGCCCCGCGGCGCGCGCGCCUGCUUCGUGCCCCGCGGCGCGCGCCGCGGCGUCGGGGAAGGAGGUCCGGGCGGGCGGCACGCCAGCCACAAUCAAGCACCUCGAUUGCGCCGUGAACGGGGCGGCUCCGAGGGUGAGGUGGUGCAGCGAGCAGCUGUCCCGCUGCAACGAGCCGCAGGGGCUCACCGUGAGGCGGGCGCCCUCGGAGGGCGCGUGCCGCUUCGCGGUGAACGCCACCGCGGGCACCGCCACGAGCUGGGAGGCGGUGGUCACCGACCCGCCGCCGGGCCCGGCCCAGUGGAACCUCAUGAGACGCCUCGUGUUCAUGGCCCAGUCCAGCGGCGCCCACGUGACGGGCCCCGCCUCGGAGGAGCUGUUGCGCGGCGGCCCCAUGAGCACCGGACAGGUCUCGGAGGUCUUGCAGCCGCCGCUGUCCUUCCCCGUCGCGCUGGGCGGCACGUCCACCGGCAAGCUGGACAGUGUGAUCCUCAGGAUCCCGGCCGAGUGGCGGGGCGACCUGCAGUCGCCCAACACCACCGCCCCGUGCAUCGCGAUCGUCGAGAGAGCAGAGGACUGCGGCCCCUGCGCGUUCCCUCAGCGGCUCUGCUCCUCACAGGCGCUGUGGCCGGUGCCCCCGGGCCCGGAAGCGCCCGCCGAGGGCCAGGCCACACCGGGCGCGCUGGCGGUGGAGCUGCAGAGGCCGGCCUUCCUGCCGCGCUCCUGGGAGGAGCUCCAGCGGGCGGAGCCGGCCCACUCCGUGUGCCUGCGCGGGGGCGCCCGCGGCGAGGACGAGGGGCCCAUCGUGCUCGGCAAGCUGCAGUACUACGCGCUGCCCAGGGUGACCUUCGUGCCAGCCAUCGCCCGCGUCGGCAUACGGACGUUCCUGAACCCAGGCUGGCUGAGGCACCUGCAGCUGCAGUGCGAGAACUGCUCGCAGCUCAGCCGCGUCGCCAUCAGGCCGCUGACCCUGGACCCCAGCUGCAGGGGCCUGGAGAAGGAGUCCCUGGCCACCGCGACGGCGGCGGCGUGGCACGGCGAGAUGCCCGCGCCGGGCCCGGGCGGGGUGGACAUGGCGAGCAGCGGAAGCAAGAUCGCGGAGGUCGUCCGGCAGCAGCGCGAGGGGAAGCGAGAGAGUCGUGCACCGCCCUGCAAGAUCCCGGAGCAGGGGCCGUGCUACGGCUUCGCAGAGGCGUCCUUGGCGCUGGGCCUUCCGACCGGGGACCUGGGCGCGGGCGCCGACGGCAACGGCAUAGUCUACAAGCUGGAGAGCUCCCGCCGCCUCUCCUCCAGCGAGCGGCAGGUCUUCUUCCACCACCGCAGUGCCCUCUGCUUCUACCCGGACGGCUCCACGAAUAAUGGCUGGCUGAUAGGUUUCACUGCAGUCCACAUGGACAGCUUCGACAUGCAGGCCUUCAUAGGCUUCGUGUGCUUUUUUGGGGUGGCGCUGCCACUCGUCUGCCUGGCCACCGCGCUGCUGCAUCACAACAAGUACGAACUCUGCAAGCAGCACCUCCACCGGAUGAGGCAGCCGUGGUUUCAUCGUCGUCCUGGCCUCGUCCUGCCCCCCCGGCGGCGCCUCCCGCGUCUUCCCUUGCCCGCUGGCCGAGGGAGCGCGCCGAGGGGGGAAGGCCCC
Messenger RNA from Prorocentrum cordatum, 1800 nucleotides. The record is from the annotation of a GenBank genome assembly. Lineage: Eukaryota; Dinophyceae; Prorocentrales; Prorocentraceae.